Nematolebias whitei (Rio pearlfish) is the source of this 2040-nucleotide messenger RNA. It is a transcript of the gene dus2, whose product is annotated as dihydrouridine synthase 2. Gene Ontology annotation, molecular function: flavin adenine dinucleotide binding; tRNA binding; tRNA dihydrouridine synthase activity. The coding region runs from base 66 to 1406 and encodes 446 amino acids. The transcript has 15 exons. NCBI's taxonomy places the organism in Eukaryota, Metazoa, Chordata, Actinopteri, Cyprinodontiformes, Rivulidae. Gene Ontology annotation, biological process: tRNA dihydrouridine synthesis. The record is from RefSeq and is a predicted model, not a curated record. Gene Ontology annotation, cellular component: cytoplasm.
CGGUGUUCCUGUAGCUUACAGCUAGAACACAAGAAGGUACACAUGUGAUGGACUGAGCAGACACCAUGGCAGCCGGCAGACUGAGUUUCAGAGACAUUGUGGCUCUGGCCCCGAUGGUCCGGGUGGGGACUCUGCCCAUGAGGCUUCUGGCUCUGGACUACGGCGCUGAUGUGGUUUACUGUGAGGAGCUGAUUGACAUCAAGAUGGCCCAGUGUCAGCGAGUGGUGAACGAGGUGCUGGAAACCGUAGAUUUCGUAGCUCCAGAUGAUCGUGUGAUGUUCAGAACAUGCGAGAGGGAGAAGGACAAAGUGGUCUUCCAGAUGGGAACUGCCGACCCUGACAGAGCGCUGACAGUGGCCCAUCUUGUGGAGAAGGAUGUAGCAGCCAUUGAUGUAAACAUGGGCUGUCCAAAAGAGUACUCCACCAAGGGAGGGAUGGGAGCUGCUCUGCUAUCAGAUCCAGGCAAGAUUGAAUCUAUCCUGAAGAAGCUUGUGACGGGAGUUUCUCUACCAGUGACAUGUAAAAUUCGAAUUCUGCCUUCGUUUUAUGAAGGAGGAAUUGGAGGUUCUUUGGAUCUGGUCAGAACGUACAGCGACAUCGAAACCUUCAGAAAGACAACCGGAGCCUCCUCGGUCAUGGUGGCCCGUGCUGCCAUGUGGAAUGCAUCAGUGUUCAGCAGCGACGGACCGCUGCUUGUGGAGAAGGUCAUGGAGGAUUACUUAAAAUAUGCUUUUCGAUACGAUAACCACGCCUUUAACACGAAGUACUGCCUGUGUCAGAUGCUGAGAGACAAGGUGGAAUCUCCACUGGGAAAGCAGGUGCAGGCGGCUCAGACAAACGCUGACAUCAGUGAGGCGUACGGGCUGCAGGAGUUUUACCAGCAGACUCAGGACAAGCUGCAGGCCAGGAGAGACACCAUGCAAAGAAGCAGUCAGCCCAACAGACCUGUAAUGGAUGGAGACGUCGUCAUCAUGGCUGUCAAGUUUGAACGGAGGGAUUAUCCACCUCAAGUCACACCAAAAAUGUUCCUACUAGAGUGGAGUCGCAAAGAGAAACUGGAGCAGCCGCAUUAUGAAACUGUGCAGCGGUCUCAAGAUCGAGCUUUUCAGUCCACGGUGACCGUAGCGAAGAAGAAAUACAGAUCGUCUCUGUGGGAGAAGUCCAAAAAGUUUGCAGAGCAAGCGUCUGCCAUUGUCUGCCUGCGAGUUUUAGGAAUCCCAGAGGGUCGCAUCGGUGAGGCAGACUCCGGUCUGGUGUGCAAGAGGAAGAGGGAGGGCGCGCCUUCAGGCAGGAGCAAGAAGCUGCAUGUCGCCGACGUCCUGCAGGAAGUGGGAAGCUCAGAACCGGCUGUAGGGACAAACGGUGAAAAUCAAAACUACGCCACGCCUCAGAUGAAGACGCUCUGAUUAGUUUGGGACAGAACUUUCACUGGGAAAGAUACUGGUCGUAUUGGAAACGGUGUUUUGGACCCGCGUCGUGUCCUGCCUGUGCAUCUUCCAAACAGCAGCUGCUGAACUCUGGAGCCGAUGCGUCUUUUUCUGUCAGCUCAGCCAGACGGCGAGAAGAACAAAGUUUUUGUUGGAAGCAGUUUCAGGUUCUGACCCGUCCGUCGUUUCACAAAACCAUAACCGCGUGGAUACAAAGAGCAUUAUUUUGAUCUGCGUACAUGUUUCUGUGCAAAAGUUCUGACCCAGUCUUCAUUUCUUCAUGUUUUUCUUGCAAGCAGCCAGACUUUCUGUACUCUCUCAACGUGGGCAACACUUCUCCCUUUCUGAUUUUUAUUCUAUUUAUUUUUUGGCUUAUAGUUUCUGCAGGGUCUUAAGAAUUCAUAAGUCGAUUGUAAUCCUUAUAAACACAAAUAAGUCCAGAUUAUUUUAAUUUUAGGUCACAAAAUGAAAGUACAGUAGUUUUUUCUUGCAACUGUUCAUUGCUUUUUUCAAAAACUAGUUUUUGUUCUAUGAGAGAUCAUUCCCUCUGUAGUUCUGUCUGAAGAUGCUGAAAUAACUUUGAGACACGCGUUUGUCCGCCCUGCUCCUGAAA